Molecule: messenger RNA, 3369 nt
Organism: Polistes dominula (European paper wasp)
Lineage: Eukaryota; Metazoa; Arthropoda; Insecta; Hymenoptera; Vespidae
Biological process (GO): regulation of transcription by RNA polymerase II
Cellular component (GO): nucleus
Molecular function (GO): sequence-specific DNA binding; DNA-binding transcription factor activity, RNA polymerase II-specific
Source: RefSeq, a predicted model, not a curated record
ACCGCAUAAACGGCUACCUUUGGCUAUGUCAUAAGCUGUCACAUUGACGAUAGUGUGUAAAUAUGAAUAUUUCAUUAAUAAAAUGGCUUCUGGUAAUUUACGAUUGCCGGUAAUUAUGGUGAAGUGUAGAUAUAUAAUAGGAUUAUUCGUUACAAUUUUCUUGAGAAAGAACUCGAGGAAUAGCAGUCCAUUUAACAAUUUAAAUAAUUGUUAAUAUUCUUCUUCUUCUUCUUCUUCUAAGUCACCGAUCACUAAUCACAAUCGCAGUGCUUGCAGAAAUUCAAAUCUGUGCGUAUUUUGUGUUUAAUAUGGCUUACACAUCACUGCCGCAAUUUAUCAGCUUAAAUCCAUUAUCAUCUAAUAAUGUUGAGAAGACUUUAUCCGAAAUAUUACAGUCUGAACCAGUAAGACGGCUUCUUAAUCAGCCUAAUAUUAUUAUCAAAACUGUUCCAUUGAAUAAUCAACCUAAAUCAAAUUUGACAUCAAACGCUACCAACUCAAGUACUGUCGAAAUCUCCACGAAUGUAUAUGGAAAUAAAAACAAUGGUACCCAUUCGGAUUUAAGUAGAGACAAACAAUCAGAAUUAACUAUACAUUGUAAUAAAUCAAAUAAGGAUGAAAAUGUGGAAGAUGAAAAUCUUUUACCUUCCAAAACAGAAGGAAAAUCUGAAAUCUCCUUGCUACCCAUUAGAAGAAGGAAAAAGGAUUGCGGACACUGUGAACCUUGUGAGAACAUUACUUGUGAUGUUAUUGUUGAACAGUGUAUAGAUAACAAUGGAAUAUCUCUUAUGUUAGCUUUUAAUAUAGACGAAUGUGAAAUAGAUGCACCUGUGUCGAAACAUUGUAAGAACAGUUCCUGUGACGCAUUAAGUAUCGACCAUGAUCGUUGUCGUAGAGCAAUUAUAGGAUUAAACAGAUAUGAUAAAGAUAAAAUAUGUGAUAUCUGUGGUGUUAGAUUGAAAACAUUAAAAUCUCGAGUACAUCAUAAGAAUUGCAAAAGACGAAAUGAAUACAGGCAUAAUAAAAUAGAUAGCACGCAACUUUUGAAAGAACGAAUGCGCGAAAGAGAAUUGCAAAUGUUAGAAAAUGCAAAAGCAAAAAAACAAGAUUAUAUGGAUCCAAUAACAGGAUAUAAUCGUGCUAUGGAUUUUUUAAGAAAUAAUGAUGAGUUAAUAAUUAUUCCUAAAACGCAGUCUCCUAAUCAAUCUGGUAUGAUUAUAACUUCCUCGUCUAACCAAAUUAAUCAGCAACAAACGGAUAACAUCGGUAAUAUGUUCUCUUCAAAAUUUCCACUAAAUAUACCUCUGGUAUUUCCACAGCAAAAUAUAGUUCUAAAUAAAAAUGCAGGCUCUAACGAAACUAAUGCAUUGCAAACUAAUAUAACUCAUAUACCAGACAGUAAACCUAUAAUGAAUACUUCAAUUACUACGAUUCCAAAUAAAGUAAUAAAUUUGACUAACUCACCUCAAACCGACGUACAAACUAUAUUAUUGAAUGAUUGGUUGUUAUCGCAAUCUCAUAUUAUUACAGAUUCUUCCCUAAAUUCUAAACCAUUUAUAACUCCUAUUCGUGUUGUACCAAUUACUAAUUUAAUAACACAGCCAUCGUUAUUACAUCAAACACAAGGUAUUCCAAAAUUUUGUAUUAUGGCAGAUAAUUCAUUACCAGCUUUAACUGUACCAGAUAUAAAGCCUGUUAUAUCACCAAAACCUGUAGACAAGCCAAGUAGCAAUUUAGAAGAAAAUCCUAAAAAAGAAGAAUUACCAAAGCGUAAACGGUCAGGAGUUAAGAAAAAUGUACGAAAAAGAAACCGUAAAAAAGACUUGAAAUGUAAUUAUUGCAACAAACACUUCAGUACGGAUUGGUACUUCAAAAUUCACAUUGCUAUGCAUAGCGGUGAGAAACCUUUUACGUGUAGAUUAUGUGAAGAGUCAUUUAGUAAUAGAUAUGAUCUAAAAAAGCAUGUAACAAGUGAUCAUAAGAACGAGAGCAUUAAUUGCAAUGAUUGCGAUUUCAUUUGCACUUCGUAUUCGUCACUUGACAAACAUAUGAAAACCCAUUCACACAAAAGUGAUGAUUACGAUCCUACGUUAAAAACCAUUAAUGAUUUUAAUUCUAAUAAACAGAAAUGUAAUAGUCAUAUUGAAACUGAUAUUAAUAAUACAACGGAUAUAGAAUUAAAUAGUAAGGAGAUUAAAAAAGAAGGAAAAAAAAAUCAUGACAAUUCGAAUAAUUUGUGUAAUAUAAAUAAAGAAAAAUGUGUACAUGGUACAGACACAAAGAAGCUUCAUGAUGCUAAUAAAAAAAGUAUCAAAAUGCAAGAAAAACAAAAGAAAGUUUCUUUAGAAGAAACUAAUGGUGUUAAAGUAAAUGGUGCUGAUUCUCUUCCAUAAUAAAAUCAAGAUUAAAUGAAAUUUAAUGAGAACCAAACCAUAGUUAAAUGAUUGAAUGUUAAUCAUUAUCCUGAUAGAAUAUAUUCUCUAUAAAUAAAAAUAUCACAUUCCAUGCCAAAACUUGUAUAAAAAGUCACACGAAAGCUUAAUGCUUUGAAUAAAGUGAUAUUUCUUUAAAAGAAAUAAACGAUUAAUUUAAAUGCGACUAUGAUUACUUAUUUCAAAUAAGAUUCGGCUGCAAAAAGAGUAAGAAAUUAAAAAUUAGUAUUUCUUCUAAAUAAAUCACGCAUAUUUUUCAGCAUGAGAAGCCUUGAAAAGAAAUAAAUUUCUUGAUUAUUGUUAUAGUUCGUUAAAGCUUUACAGCAGCAGCAACAGCAACAAUUCGUAGUAGCAGUGUGGCACGUGGAAUAUUUUUAUUAUCAAAUUAAAAAUUACUAAAUUAUUUGAAAGAGAGAAUCGUAGAAUGAAAAAUGUAUUUUUUGUAAUUUUAAGUAGCUUUUAAUGAAUUACGGAUUAGCCGAGUAUUAUUUAUCAAAUAAAGAAUUACAAUUAGAGAUAGAUUAUAUAAAUUGUGUGAACUGUGAUAGAUGGCCGCCUUCGCUAAAAUUAUUUAUCAUAUAUUUCAUUUAUUUAAAUUUUUAUUUAGAAAGAUAGUAGUAUACCUUUGUUGUUGUUUUUUGUUCUUAAAUAAUAUAUUAUUUGUAUGAAAUUUAAUCUUACUUAAAAGUUUUCGUAGAGUGAUGCAGAGAUAAUGUUUAACGAUAAAUUCGAGCACAUCUCAUCGUCCGGUGUAUAAAUAUUAUUCUAAUUAUCUAUACUGAAUAUAGAAUGUUAGUAGAUAUACAUAUCACUUAACGCACAGAUUAUGUAAAUGAUGUUUUAUUGGUUUCUCUUUCUAGUUAGUAUCUUUUGCAAUAAUACGAUGAAUGUUGAAACAAUUCUUACAAUUUGUAACAUUGAAAAGAUGUAAAUAUUU